Messenger RNA from Cyanidioschyzon merolae strain 10D, 1287 nucleotides. RefSeq lists its product as hypothetical. Lineage: Eukaryota; Rhodophyta; Bangiophyceae; Cyanidiales; Cyanidiaceae. Bases 1 to 1287 code for a protein of 428 amino acids. The record is from RefSeq and is a predicted model, not a curated record. The transcript has a single exon.
AUGCUUUCCCACUGGACAGUCAUACAACUAGGGUUUAUUGCGUGCCUGCUGUUGCUGUUCAUACGCGAACGAAUACAACGGGCGGUGCUAGAACAAAGACUCUGGAACUACAUUCAGUUUGGGACGCUCACUGAGAGACAGAAGAAGCCUGCGUUGCAGCUGAGAGCCUCAAGGAUUGCGGGCGAUCAGGCCCCGGUGCUUGCCAAGCAGCCGAUACCGACCCAGUCUCCUGAGGAGAGCUCGCCACAGGGCGGCCGAGUACACAGCCAAACAGGUUUCGCACUCUUGGAUGACACAGAAAGCACCGAGCACGACACUCGCGACACCACAGCGCCGUCUGAAACGGAAUCGCUGCCUCGAGAACGGAGCGCAGAGACACCUGAUCUCCAUAUCAGUUGGCGGAAUCCUUCUUCGGAUACCCACAUACGACCGGUAAGUGCACCUGUGAGCCCCAGCGGUAUCACCCGGGAACUAGAGUGGCGCCAAGUUGCGGCCAAAGAGGCACUGAGGCGACGAAGGGCAGAACGUCAGUCCUUACGCCUCUACGAGGAGUGGCUAGAGUUCCUAGCGGAACACAGUGAUCAACAGAGGGCCCGUCACUGGGCACUGGAGCGUCUCCGAUGGGGCCGUCAACUUGGUGCCAGCGGUUCGUUCACUUGGAGUACUCCCGAAGCCAACCUGCGUGCAUCGACGAGUUCGAGCACAACUUUGAAUGCAAGUGCAGACGAACAAGGAAUCGUCGUAUCUGAGGAUGAACAUGCUGAUGCUUUGCUCGAAACGAGCGUGGAAAAUCUGUCAGUCUUGCGAGAUGUGGAUGAACUAGAGCGGCAAUCUGAGCGCAAGCAUCUGAGCUUCACGCCAGCGUUCAGCCGGGAGCCCACAAUUGCCCGCACUAGUUCCUGGGCUGAAGCCAAUGAUGGCCAUGACGCUGAUGCGGGAGCAGAAGCGCGAGCGAAUCUUGCCGCACAUGAUGCACCAGGCGCUGGUGAUAAUGACUAUGUCGCCAGCGAUACUGCUGCAUAUGGUAAGGACAACAAUGUCAUGGCACAGCACGUUGCUGAAGCACCUGGUAGUGCGCAGCAACCGACAGGGGAAGCUCGCCCAGGGGCGCGCGCUCCUCUAUGCCAACGCGAGUUGCGCUCGAGUCGCCUCUCGUGGCGUUGGCAACGGAUCCACGAGUCGUCAGAGAUUCCAACUGGUGUUCUGGUGCGUCACUUGGGGCCGGAGUCGACACUGGAUGUGGCACGAGCCACAAGUGCCACACGAGUCGUCGGAAAUCCCACGUAG